AUGAACAAAGAAUUUCCGCGUUCACUCACCACCAGUCCCGCUGAUUCUUCUGUCUUUCUCAUUCCGUUAAUUUUAGCUUUUUCUUUCUUCUUUGAUUUAUUCCAGAUUUUCAUUUUUCCUUCCAUUUAUUCGAUCGUUCUUUUUCUCUUUACCUCCAUUCCAGUUUUCUCGUUCUCCUUCAAUUCAUUCCAGCUGUCUCUUUCUCCAUCCAGCCAUUUCCGUUUUUUCCUUCUCCUCCUAUCCACUCCAGCCUUCUCCUUCUCCUCCUAUCCACUCCAGCCUUCUCCUUCUCCUCCUAUCCACUCCAGCCUUCUCCUUCUCCUCCUAUCCACUCCAGCCUUCUCCUUCUCCUUCCACCCAUUUCAGCCUUCAUCUAUUCCCCUUUUCUCUUUCUCCUUCUUUCCAUUCCCUUUUUUCUCUUUCUCCCCUUCUAUCAAUUCCAGCUCUCAGUUUUCACCCUCUUUUUUUUUUCUGGCUCUCUUCACUCGAUUUUCAUUUCCUUUUCUUCUACUUUUUAUUCUUGUAUUUCUUCUUUCUUUCUUUCUUUCUUUCUUUCUUUCUUUCUUUCUUUAUAAAACCCUCUCUCUCCCCCUCUCUCCUUUGAUAUAUUCAUCGUGA
Messenger RNA from Acanthosepion pharaonis, 618 nucleotides. The record is from the annotation of a GenBank genome assembly. NCBI's taxonomy places the organism in Eukaryota, Metazoa, Mollusca, Cephalopoda, Sepiida, Sepiidae.